This is a messenger RNA of Dermatophagoides farinae (American house dust mite), 1041 nucleotides long. RefSeq lists its product as uncharacterized. Gene Ontology annotation, cellular component: BORC complex. The record is from RefSeq and is a predicted model, not a curated record. Lineage: Eukaryota; Metazoa; Arthropoda; Arachnida; Sarcoptiformes; Pyroglyphidae.
AUAGAAUUUUGUGGCUAUUUUUACUCGAAUUUAAUUUGUUUUUGUUUUUUUUUAAAUCAAUAAUAAUUUAAAAAUUUCAAUUUUUCCAAAUCAAAAUAAAAACAAAUGUUUGCCAUUAAUCAAAAUUAUGAUUCCAUUGAUGGUGAAUUAAUCCGGAAAGCAAGAAAAACUUGUGAUAAAAUAACCGAAUCAAUAUAUGUCACUGCUAAUGAACCUACGUUAGCAUGUUACCGGAUUCAAGAACACAUACAUCGUUCAGUUCCAGUUCUGGCACAGAAAAAAGAUGAAAUGAUACGAAAUGAAUCCAUUUUAAAAGGAUUAUUAUAUGAUAUAGAAUAUACAAAAGAUUCUAUUGAAUCUCUUAGCGGUUCCAAAGAUUCGUUGGAUAAUAUUCAACGUCUUUUGAAAGAUUCUAUUUAUUUUAAACAACAAGCUGAUUAUGAUGAAAAUGUACGACGACGUGUUCAGGAAAAACUUAGAAACACCAUUUCGACCGAACUGCUACCAUCAUCUCCUCAUCAGCCAAAAAACGAUUUGAAAUCAGAAACUUCCAGUAAAUCAACGGCUAAUGAUGCUUCACAACAGAAACAAUCAACACAUAGGAUUCGGAUAUCGAAUUCCAAUCGUUUUAAUCGAUUUUCAACUUCAUUCGAUUUUUCUCAUUCAUUACCGAUGGUUGCGUCAUCUGUCAGUGCUGAUCUUCGAUCAUUAAUCAAUCAAUUUACCAGUAAAGAUUCCGGUAUUAAUAAUCAACAAAAUAUCGUAUCAGAUAAUGGUCAAAAACCGAACACUGUUACAACAUCAAAAUCAUUGUAUACAUUACAAGAAAAUCUUAAUCUAACUGAAGAUGAAAAUUCUCAGACAACAAAUUCACAAUCGAAGAAGCCAGAAGAAUGAGUGAAUGAUUUUUUUUGCCAAUUGUGUAAUUUUUAUUUUUUAUAAAUUCUUUGUAUCAAAAUUCGUGCUUGUGUGUGUGCUUUGUAAAUAUGAAAGAAAAAACGGUUCGACAAUAAAAUUUACAGAUGGAGUGUUUUAAAUCUA